Oryza sativa Japonica Group (Japanese rice) is the source of this 1179-nucleotide messenger RNA. RefSeq names its product proteasome subunit beta type-3-like. NCBI's taxonomy places the organism in Eukaryota, Viridiplantae, Streptophyta, Magnoliopsida, Poales, Poaceae. Gene Ontology annotation, cellular component: proteasome core complex; proteasome core complex, beta-subunit complex. The record is from RefSeq and is a predicted model, not a curated record. Gene Ontology annotation, biological process: proteasome-mediated ubiquitin-dependent protein catabolic process.
UUCUCUAUACAUCACACUCGCCGCUUGUUUUUUUUUCUUUAAUUAUUUUUUUUCUCUCGCUCGCCGGAGACCAACCGGAAUCGCCGCGCGCCGCCGCCGCCGCCUCCUCGCCGUCCGCCGCAGCCGUCGAGCCCAUCGGCGCCGGUCAUGUCGAUCUUCGAGUACAACGGGAGCGCCGUGGUGGCGAUGGUGGGGAAGAACUGCUUCGCGAUCGCCAGCGACCGGCGCCUCGGGGUGCAGCUGCAGACGGUCGCCACCGACUUCCAGAGGGUGUUCAAGAUCCACGACAAGCUCUACAUCGGCCUCUCCGGCCUCGCCACCGACGCCCAGACGCUGUACCAGCGGCUGGUGUUCAGGCACAAACUGUACCAGCUGAGGGAGGAGAGGGACAUGAAGCCCCAGGCAUUCGCUAGCCUCGUCUCCGCGCUCCUCUACGAGAAGAGGUUUGGGCCGUACUUCUGCCAACCAGUUAUUGCUGGAUUAGGAGAUAAUGAUGAGCCAUUUAUAUGUACCAUGGAUUGCAUUGGUGCCAAGGAACUAGCGAAAGAUUUUGUGGUUUCUGGCACUGCUUCAGAAUCACUAUAUGGUGCUUGUGAGUCCAUGUAUAAGCCAAGCAUGGAACCGGAAGAACUAUUCGAGACGAUCUCACAAGCGCUGCAGGCUUCUGUUGAUCGAGAUUGCCUGAGUGGCUGGGGUGGUUAUGUUCUCCUUGUGACUCCCACAGAGGUUCAGGAGAGAGUGAUCAAGGGAAGGAUGGACUGAGUGCUCGCCCGUAGACCUAGAUCGCGUAGGGGAUGGUUCGUUCGUUCGAUCGAUCGAUUAUCCUGUACAACUGCCUACAGAACUAGGAAAACAUGUGUGGUCUAUUUACUUCUCAAGAAACAUCACAGCAUGAAUGGUAUCACCGUUGAUUCCUUAUCUUCAUACCCCUCAGGGUUCUUCUGCUUUCCUUCACAUAGCAUGGAAUUAUUAAACAUGCUCUUGCAGCACAACCGUGCAAGAAACCGCAAGAAGCUUUGGCCUGCUUGGCUCAGGUGACAAAUCCAUUCCAGUGUGGACAGGCUUCAAAUUCUGCUGCUGCCGCCACUGCCUUUUUCUUUUCUGAAUGAUGGUUUAAUUCGCUUUUGUUUGACAAUAGUAUCAGUCAUACCUGCUCUGAAAUGAUGGUUUCCUACUGAA